This is a messenger RNA of Ailuropoda melanoleuca (giant panda), 1290 nucleotides long. RefSeq lists its product as uncharacterized. Gene Ontology annotation, cellular component: nucleosome. Gene Ontology annotation, molecular function: structural constituent of chromatin; protein heterodimerization activity; DNA binding. Bases 1 to 1290 code for a protein of 429 amino acids. The transcript has 5 exons. The record is from RefSeq and is a predicted model, not a curated record. NCBI's taxonomy places the organism in Eukaryota, Metazoa, Chordata, Mammalia, Carnivora, Ursidae.
AUGCAAUCACAGGUGACAAGGCCUGGCAUAGAGCUCCGCUUCCCACCGUUGCAUUGUGUCCAAUCAGAUGCGGAGGUUGCCCAUGACGUCAGGAAAUGCAGGGACUAUAAAUGGGCCAGCGCCUCUCAAAAGCCACCAUUGCCCUUCCUUCCAAACUGUCGGGAAGGUGAGCCCCACAUGGCUGAGCCUGGCUGUGAGCCCUCUUCUGAGGAAAGCCUGGGCACGGAGGAGCCCUCGGCAGCCGACCCGAAGAGCCCGAAGCAGAAGCAGCCGAGGCGCCAAUGCCGCCGCCGCCCAGACAGUUUCACAAUCUACUUCCCCAGGGUUCUGAAGCAGGUGCACGAGGGCCUGAGCCUCUCGAAGAAGGCCGUGAGCGUGAUAGAUUCUUUCGUUAAGGACAUCUUCGAGCGCAUCGCCGACGAGGCCGCUCGUCUGGCUCGCUCCACCAAGGGCUCCAACAAGCACUCCACCAUCAGCUCUGGGGAGAUCCAGACAGCCGUGCGCCUGCUGCUGCCCGGGGAGAUCGGCAAGCACGCCGUGUCCGAGGCCACCAAGGCCAUCAUCAGGUACACCUCUAAUUCAUUCACUCAACAAAAUUCAUCCUAUCUACUGUAUUUCUGGAAUAGAAACUGCAAAUAUGUCUAUGAGAAGCACUCCACCAUCACCUCCAGAGAGAUCCAGACAGCCGUCCACCUGCUGCUGCCCGGGGAGAUUGGCAAGCAUGCCAUGUCUGAGGCCACCGAGGCCGUCAUCAGUGCUGGCUUGCCGGUGACAUCAGGAAAUGCAGCGGCUAUAAAUGGGCCCUCGCCCCGUCAACCGCCGCCAGUGUCCGUCCUUCUGAGCUGUAAGGAGGACGAGCCCCACAUGGCUGAGCCUGGCUGUGAGACCUCUUCCGAGGAAAGCCUGGGCACGGAGGAGCCCUCGGCAGCCAACCCGAAGAGCCCGAAGCAGAAGCAGAAGCAGCCGAGGCGCCAAUGCCGCCGCCGCUGCCGCCGCUGCCCCAACAGUUUCGCCACCUACUUCCCCAGGGUUCUGAAGCAGGUGCACGAGGGCCUGAGCCUCUCGAAGAAGGCCGUGAGUGUGAUGGAUUCGUUCCUUAAGGACAUCUUCGAGCACAUCGCUGACGAGGCCGCUCACCUGGCUCGCUCCACCAAGGGCUCCAACAACCACUCCACCAUCAGCUCCAGGGAGAUCCAGACAGCCGUGCGCCUGCUGCUGCCCGGGGAGAUCGGCAAGCACACCGUGUCCAAGGCCACCAAGGCCGUCAUCAGGUUCCAGAGAUGCGAAUGA